AUGAAUUAUCCUCAAACAGACAAACCUUCACCCUUCAAAAAGAUAUCCAAUUCACUGCGUAACUCGCCAACAUUUUCAACGCAUUCAGCACCAUUUCUUAAUCAAUUAACCGACCAAGGCGUGACACUGAAAUCAUCAUCAGGUGUCUGUGAAUCAAAUCAUGCUUCAUUUUCUAUGGCAAAUGUUAAAGAAGUGUUAGAACGACUUAAAAAUGAAGUGGAGGUAGAGCGAACCAGGCGAACAAUGAUAGCAAGACAAAGAAGUCAAGAUAUUUACAAGUUGACAACACGUUCGAAAGCAGAGAAUCGUAUCUUACUGUCAGCGCUGAAACAUGCAGAAAAUAAGGCGAAAAUGUAUCGAGAUGAAUAUCAUAAGCUUAAAAGUAAAGUUCAGGGGAAAUUUUCGAAUUCUGGACAAGAAAAUGUUAAAUUGACAAAUGGGCAUAAUGAAAUUCACAAUAAUGAUCAAUAUCAGAGUAGGAAGGAAUCAAUAAAGACUCAAUCCGAUUGGACAAUUAACAGAAAAGUGAGUACUUCCAAUCCUUUUUUGUUAACUUAUGCAUUACAAAUGGUUUGA
Molecule: messenger RNA, 576 nt
Organism: Trichobilharzia szidati
Lineage: Eukaryota; Metazoa; Platyhelminthes; Trematoda; Strigeidida; Schistosomatidae
Source: the annotation of a GenBank genome assembly